Gadus macrocephalus (Pacific cod) is the source of this 1141-nucleotide messenger RNA. RefSeq names its product DNA-directed RNA polymerase II subunit RPB1-like. The coding region runs from base 198 to 1115 and encodes 305 amino acids. NCBI's taxonomy places the organism in Eukaryota, Metazoa, Chordata, Actinopteri, Gadiformes, Gadidae. The record is from RefSeq and is a predicted model, not a curated record. The transcript has 2 exons.
GGUCUGAGGGGGACAGUGGGUCUGAGGGGGACAGAGGGUCUGAGGGGGACAGAGGGUCUGAGGGGGACAGAGGGUCUGAGGGGGACAGUGGGUCUGAGGGGACAGUGGGUCUGAGGGGACAGUGGGUCUGAGGGGGACAUGCAGCGUUGGGGACGGUGAACGUCGGUCACCCCUUUAGCCUCACCCGUCAGCGCUGCAUGAACUCCCAGAAACCCUGCUGGGCGCCUCCGGCCUGGAGCCCCGCAGCCCUGGAGCCCUGGAGCCCUGGAGCCCUGGAGCCCUGGAGCCCUGGAGCCCUGGAGCCCUGGAGCCCUGCAGCCCUGGAGCCCUGGAGCCCCGCAGCCCUGGAGCCCUGGAGCCCUGGAGCCCUGCAGCCCUGCAGCCCUGGAGCCCUGGAGCCCUGGAGCCCCGCAGCCCUGGAGCCCCGGAGCCCUGGAGCCCUGGAGCCCUGCAGCCCUGGAGCCCCGCAGCCCUGGAGCCCCGGAGCCCUGCAGCCCUGGAGCCCUGGAGCCCUGGAGCCCCGCAGCCCUGGAGCCCCGCAGCCCUGCAGCCCCGGAGCCCUGGAGCCCUGCAGCCCUGCAGCCCUGGAGCCCCGCAGCCCUGGAGCCCCGGAGCCCUGCAGCCCUGCAGCCCUGGAGCCCUGGAGCCCUGGAGCCCUGGAGCCCUGCAGCCCUGGAGCCCUGGAGCCCUGGAGCCCCGCAGCCCUGGAGCCCUGGAGGUCUACAGUCCUGGUCUACAGCCCUGGUCCACAGUCCUGGUCUACAGUCCUGGUCUACAGCCCUGGUCCACAGUCCUGGUCCACAGUCCUGGUCCACAGUCCUGGUCUACAGUCCUGGUCUACAGUCCUGGUCUACAGUCCUGGUCUACAGUCCUGGUCUACAGCCCUGGUCUACAGCCCCGGUCUACAGCCCCGGUCUACAGCCCCGGUCUACAGUCCUGGUCCACAGUCCUGGUCUACAGUCCUGGUCUACAGUCCUGGUCCACAGUCCUGGUCUACAGCCCCGGUCUACAGCCCCGGUCUACAGCCCUGGUCCACAGUCCUGGUCUACAGCCCCUGCUGCCCCGGCAUCGGACCAUCAGUCGGUCGUCUCUGUGGACCCGCUGUUAGACUGUGAGUCGACCCACUGCCAGAGAGGCCUAA